AUGGAAUUGAUUUCAUCGUCGUUUUCGACUCGUGUCAGUCAGAUUCGAGACAACACAUCGAUCUCCUUGCGAUUUUCAUACUUACUUCAUUUUUUUUUCANAACUAAUGGUUCAUCUGAGAUUACUGAUCUCUCAGGACUUGCUGAUCAAAUUUCGAAAAAGUACAGCGUGUCCCGGAAUAUGGUACGAGUACUUUCAGCUCGAUUCGUUCAAUCUCUCAUUUUGACCACAAGAACACCACAAAGCGCAUCGACCACUACCGACGCAAACCUAAAGUUGAAAACGGUAUUGACAAUUGCAACUGAAUUUAACUAUCCAAGUUCAUGUCAUCAAGUAACAGCGUGUACCAAACGUUAUAUAACUAACAUCCAAAACACAAUCCAAAGGACUGAUUCAGCCGUUACCUUCGCAAUAUCACUUAGUAGCGGUAUCAGCCUCAACCUUGACGCCACUUUUUCUUCAUUCAACGUAACCGGGCCGACUACCACAACUACCACAACCACCACCACCACUACUACCACAACACAAACAACCGACACUACUACUACGACUACAGCAACCACUACUACGACUACAGCAACCACCACUACCACUACAGCAACCACUACUACGACUACAGCAACCACAACUACCACCACAGCAACCACUACUACGACUACGGAGACCACUACUACCACUACAGCAACCACCACUACCACUACAGAAACCACUACUACAACUACAGCAACCACGACUACCACUACGGAAACCACGACUACGACUACAGCAACCACCACUACCACUACAGCAACCACUACUACCACUACAGAAACCACUACUACCACUACGGAAACCACGACUACGACUACAGCAACCACCACUACCACUACAGAAACCACUACUACCACUACAGAAACCACUACUACCACUACAGCAACCACGACUACGACUAUGGAAACAACUACUACAACUACAGAAACCACUACUACCACUACAGCAACCGCUACUACCACUACGGAAACCACGACUACGACUACAGCAACCACCACUACCACUACAGCAACCACUACUACCACUACGGAAACCACGACUACGACUACAGCAACCACCACUACCACUACAGCAACCACGACUACCACUACAGCAACCACUACUACCACUACAGAAACCACGACUACCACUACAGCAACCACGACUACGACUACAGCAACCACUACUACCACUACAGAAACCACUACUACCACUACAGCAACCACGACUACGACUACAGCAACCACUACUACCACCACAGCAACCACUACUACGACUACGGAGACCACUACUACCACUACAGCAACCACUACUACCACUACGGAAACCACGACUACGACUACAGCAACCACCACUACCACCACAGCAACCACUACAACGACUACAGAAACCACCACUACGACUACAGCAACCACCACUACCACUACAGAAACCACUACUACCACUACGGAAACCACGACUACGACUACAGCAACCACUACUACCACUACAGCAACCACGACUACGACUACGGAAACCACUACUACAACUACAGAAACCACCACUACCACUACAGAAACCACUACUACAACUACAGCAACCACGACUACGACUACGGAAACCACUACUACCACGACUAUGCCGUGGAACAACAAUUUAUUGAUUAACGGUGAUGGUGAAACUGGUCCUUGCGAAACAGGCGGUGGUGUUACACCUCCAACAGGAUGGAAUUACAAUGGAACGAUUACUCAAAUAUCCUAUAAUAAUCCUACAUAUGGAGUUCUUACUCCUUCAGAUCCUGGGCCGAGUAACCGUGGUAAUUGUUAUUUCUUUGGACAAGUGUCGAAUGUUACUUCAAUGUGGCAAACAGUAAAUGUGACACACACUGUUGAUCCAGUUUUAAUUGAUAAUUCUGUGGUCAAAUUCAAUCUAUCAGCAUGGAUUGGCGGUUGGAGUUCUCAAAAUGAUAAUGCGCGUGUUUCAAUAGCUUUUGCUGAUCAAGCAAAUCAAAUGCUGGGCAAUCGAACAACAAUCGGCCCAGUAUUAGCUGCUGAUCGAAACAGUCAAUCAUCAUUGCUCUUUCGUCAAGCUACUGGACUUGUACGAGCUGGGACUCGUUCUUUUACAAUACUUGUCACUAUCACUUGUAUAGCUCCAAUUGCGAAUGAUGGCGUUGUUGAUAAUAUUGGAAUUUAUUUCUAUCAAUAA
Molecule: messenger RNA, 2196 nt
Organism: Adineta ricciae
Lineage: Eukaryota; Metazoa; Rotifera; Eurotatoria; Adinetida; Adinetidae
Source: the annotation of a GenBank genome assembly